GUCCAUCCCUCAGACAUGCAGAACAGGAUCUAAAAAAUACACACUUAUUAACAGUUAAGAAGGAGAUAAGUCUACACUAACCUCCAAAUUCUGUACGGACUUGGCGUAAAUGUUUUCUGGACUAAAGGAAUCUACCUAUAUUUCAUGUAUUAAGUAUUAUUUCAACUAUUUCAACGGACUUAGCGUACAUGACUUCUGGACUAAUUGAAUCUACACAUAUUUGAUGGAUUCAGUAUUAUUUCAACUGUGUGUGUCUAUCGAUUGACCAGAGUGUAUAUUUUGAGCUCAAUGACUAAAACCAUUUUUAAAGAUAAUAGUUAUAUUUAUUUUUAUUCAUUUUGUACUGUCUAUCGAACAACAGUCUUUGUAAGAAGGCCCUUUUUCAUGGGAACACCUAUUCAAUACAACUUAUGCUGUAUCUUUGUUAAAUUGCUUGGAUUGCCUUAAACUUUGUAGAAUAAAGGAUAUACUUGACAAGAUCGGAGUGGUAGUCGAAUCUUAUUCUGACAAUGGGAUUGAUGAGAGAACAGUUUACUUUAACAUUGUUAUUCAUCCUGUUUGCUAUUGGAUUUCUUGUGCAUAAUGUGAGUGGAGCAUGUCCGCGGCCGGUUUUCAUGAAUCCUUACGCAAUCAUCCUCGACCCCGAUCAGGAAUCUUACAAUACAAAUUUAGGAACGAGUCCCAGGUGCGAAGAAGGGCACACUUCUAGUGGUUUCCCGCAAGCAAUAUAUUGCGGAGGAAAUGGAGCCUGGGAUGUUGAUAUAUCUGAUGGUGUCUGUUAUGCUGAAUGCAACAUAACUGAGAUAAUUCAAGAUGAUGAUAUCAUGGUCACUAAUGAUAAUAAUGAACAACAAACAAUUUUCGACCACGGAGAAGUAGCUAGCUUUACAUGUAGUGACAAAGGGCAAUUCACAGGAUCAGAUUUAGGAACGUGUGACAAUGGCACUUUACUUGUGGCUGCCAAUCCAACAUGUUUAGCAUAUUGCCCAGUGGUCCUCAGUGAUCUUGGUGUCGGUCUUUCAUUUACGGUCGCCGAUACACCAGUUAUCAACGAGACCACUACAAUUUACUAUAGGGAUGGAGAUGAAGUAACAUAUAGCUGUACAGACGGGUAUGGUGACUGUACAUCCGACGAUUGCACCAGUACUUGUGUAGACGGAUCUUGGGAUCCACCUGAAAUUCCGGUGUGCGUAGGGCCCUCUGCUAAUACCACGGUACAGACACCAAGCAGCACAUCUACAGAUGGAACGAGAUUAUCAACCAGAAUUCCAUCUUCAAUGAGUUAUGAUGUUACCACCAGUACUCGUAGAAUGCCAACUACUGAAAUCGAUGAAUGCUCUUCGACCCCAUGCCAGAAUAACGCCACCUGCGAGGAUCGGAUCAAUGGAUACCGAUGCCAAUGUGCUGCAGGAUUCAAUGGAACCAACUGCGAAGAGAAUAUAAAUGACUGUGUAGGUCAUGCCUGCCAAAAUGGAGGAACUUGUGUUGACAAAACUGACUCAUACGAAUGUCAAUGCCCUGACGGUUUUAAUGGUUACCGUUGUGAAAAUGAAAUGACGACCAUGGUGAUGAUGACGACGGCAGAAAACGUUACAGCGACUGAAAGUGGCUUGACGACGGUCACUGAUAAUGUCACAAUUACCACUUCAGGUAUGACGACAUCAAUUACCGGCGCGACCACAGUCACUUUAGAUGUAACAACUGUCUCCGUCACGUCAGAUGCUAACACAGUCACUCCUGAUACUUCAACUGUCAUGUCGGAUGCUACGACAGUUAAUGCCGACGUGACCACUGUUAUGUUUGAUGUUACGACGAUAACUCCUGAUGUGACCACCGCCAUGACAGUCACUUCUGACGUGACAAGUGUCACAUCAGAUGUGACAACUGUUACUCCACGCAUUACAACCGUCAUUCCCGACACAACCACUUCCCUUCCCGACACAAGCACUGUCAUGUCAGAUGUGUCCACGGUCUUUUCAGAUGCAUCCACUACCAUUUCAGAUGCGUCCACUACCAUUUCAGAUGCGUCCACUGUCAUUUUAGAUGUUACCACCGCCUUUUCAGAUGCACCCAUUUCAGACGCGUCCACUGUCAUUUUAGGAGAUACCACUACCAUGUCUGAUUUGUCCACUGUUGUAUCAGAUGUGUCCACUGAUAUUUCAGAUGCGUCCACUGUCAUUUUAGGUGCGACCACUACAAUGUCAGGUUUGUCCACUGUUGUAUCAGAUGAAUCCACUACCAUUUCUGAUGUGUCUACUACCAUUCCAUAUGCAUCCACUACGAUUUCAGAUUCGUCCACUACCAUUUCAGAUGCGCCCACUCCCAUUCAUGCGUCCACUACCAUUUCAGAUGCGUCCACUGUCAUUUUAGGUGCGACCACUACCAUGUCAGGUGCAUCCACUACAACACCGGAUGCUUCCACUGCCAUUUCAGAUGGAACGUCGCAUAUACCUACCACAAACCAAGCCACAACAGUAUCGUUUACAACGAUUCCAGAGAUAACUACUUCUGCAACAGCGUUGCCAGAGACGACAGAGGCCAGCUCUAAUCAAUCAACAUCACCUGAGGCAAAGGAGACCACGGCAACUAAACCAACAACAUCCACUACAACACCGGAUGCUUCCACUGCCAUUUCAGAUGGAACGUCGCAUAUACCUACCACAAACCAAGCCACAACAGUAUCGUCCACAACGAUUCCAGAGAUAACUACUUCUGCAACAGCGUUGCCAGAGACGACAGAGGCCAGCUCUAAUCAAUCAACAUCACCUGAGGCAAAGGAGACCACGGCAACUAAACCAACAACACCCCGGAGAACAGAAAAGCCGCAAACUACUCCUUUGCCUUGCAAAGGAGAGUGCCUAGCCACCCAGGUUUGUAACGUAAGGAACAACACGUGCGAAAUUCAAUGUAGAUCGGGAUACUACGAAGAUGAAACAGACUCAGAAAUUCCGUGCAAAGAGCCGGUCAGUAUCGACGUAACUCUUACGAUCACUGAGGUCAACGGUACAGCUGCUAAUUUUACUGAAGAAUUAAAUAAUUCAACGAGUAAAGAAUUCAAAGAGCUUGAAAGCAAAGUCUGUCAACCGUUUAAUGAAAUUUACGCCGACGAUCCUGAGUUUGUGGGAUGUCAAGUACUUAAUUUCAGUCAAGGUAGCAUUAAAGUUAACUACGUUUUGAAGUUUGCUGAAAAUUCAACACAGAAUCCCUCAACUGUCAAUCAGACGAUACAGGAUGACCUUGUAAAUCCUAAUGGAUCAUUUGCUGACGAAUUCACAAUUGACCCCGAUUCCCUCGUCGUUGAACCUUUGAACGAAUGUAACAAGAAACUUGACGUUUGUGAUGAAAACUCAAAGUGCAUAGAUGAGGAUGAAAAAGGAUACACGUGCAAAUGUAAUCCUGGAUAUGAAGAUAGUGUUGGAAGUUUACCCGGCCGAGACUGUAUUGAACGAACACCAACCGAACCUCAAACGACUGAGCCUCAGCCAACUGAACCAAAGACUACCAAGGAGCCUGAAGAACCAGGACUAGUGCCGUGGAAGGUGAUAGUUGGCGUGACGGUCCCCAUCGUUGGUAUAUUGACCAUCAGUACCAUCGGGUUGACCUGUUGGCAGUACCGACGUCAGCACCGGACGUCGCCGUCGCCCUCGAAAAAGCUGAAUACUUUUCCAUACGAUGAUGAUUAUGAAGAGGAUAAAAGAAACUCUUUGGAUCGUGAGUCUGGAAGACCGGGAAGUAUGAGGAUUAUAAAUAGCGACGGCACAGUACAAGAGGUGGUCUUACCGUGGCGCAAUUUCGCACCCGAGGCUGAGUUCGUCUUCGGACAGGACAACAACAAAAGAGAAACACAAUUGCUCCCCAUGGUCGACUACCCCAACGAAUACUCCGGGUCGACUUCGGAUGAAAAUGACCCAAUGAGAAACAUCCAUGGCGCAUUUGACAACUAUACCUACGAGUACCACGAUACGAGAAAAAACACAACUGAAAUAGAUCAUUCCAAUUUUUUCUGAACGAACAUAAAUUAAGUAUUUAUUGAAAUUUUCAAUAAAAUUUGUAAAAUAAAAAAAUAAAAUAGAAUUUUAAUGUAGUGUCUUACAAAAAAUUACUAUAUCUCAUUUAAUGAUGCCUUACAAAUCUUAACUGAGAUAUUAUUAUGCAAUGAACUUCAUCAUAGAAAAAAUUAAAUGAAUGAAUGUAAUUUCUCUAAAAAUUCAUCUUAUAUAUAUAUAUAACACUCGACAGAAUUUUCGAUUCUUUUAGAUGAUCACCAGGCAAUGAAAUAAAUGAAUAAAUUGUGUAUUUCAUUGAGUAUUUUUAAACAGGGCGCAGGGCAAAAAAGACUCUGUGAUUGACUUAAUUAAAUACAAUCCUUGCAUGGCUAACAUCAAGAAUGACAACAUAUUAGAGUUCUCUCUCUUUCUCCCUCCCCCCCUCUCUUUCGCCGUCCCCUUUCUCUGAAUUUGGAAUUAUAUUGUCUCGACUUUAAUGUUUUUGGUUGAUCAAGACAAUUAUCAAAUGGAUUUUUGUUUCUCCGUCCGAUUCUUAUUAUGAUUAUGUUAUACUUAAUCAUGCUCAUUGUAAUGCAUGGGGUAGCCUGAAUAUACGUCCCACUAAUAUGAUUAUUAUUUUAUACAUUAUGUUGGAAUUUUAACAUGUAUCUGAAUAAUAUUUUUUUCGGAUUCCUUGUAUUGUUCGCCAUAUAUUAUUUUCAUUUCAUAUGUGUAUAUCACCAUUUCACCAUUUGAUCUAUUUCAGUACUCGUUAUAUUAGGCAAACUGGAUGAGUUAGUACAGUGAUUUGAAUAGCCUGAUAUUAGACUAAUUGGUAAUUUAUUGGAUCAAAUACUAUAAAUAGACAAUAUGACCUUAUUCAUAUGGAGUUAAUAUAAAUAUGAUAUAUAUAUUCUAAAUUAGAUUAUUCAACCAUCUUUUAUGUCCAGCUAGGAUGGUCAUUGUUACAUAGCUUAUCUAGAAAAAAAAGUUCAAUUAGCUCUGUUUAAACGUUUUUAACCUACUUAUUGGUCUUCCUAUUAUCUUAUUAUAUUAUAAUGGUCAACAUGCAUGACGAUAUCUCUGUUCUGUGUAUUUAUCUUCUGUGGGGAUACAGUUCUUUUUCUUGGAAUGAUUGAGACUAUUGUUUUUUACAUUCUAAUUUAGGAUAAAUAUCCUGAAAUCCAGAAUCAGAUUUUAAACCAUCUAUUGAUGUUCAGAAUGUCCAUUGGUUCUGACUGACUUGACAGUUUGGUCAAAGUUAUUGACCUCUUAAUUCGUUUUUUUGCCAUGUUUAACAUGCAUGACGGUUUUCAUUUAUUUCACAUACUUUCUAUUGAGAUAAAUCUUAUUCUAGAAUGAUAGAAAGGAGGACGUUUGUCUUUUACUCUCAUUGGGUAAAUAAUAAUACUGUCAAUUUAAAUUACAAAAAACAGACUGUUUAACCAUCUUUUACGAUGCUCUAAAUGUUUCUCUUUUAAAUGUUUUUUUUAGGGGUGGGAGGGCUGUGGUGAUUGUGUUUGUAUAUUCUUUCUUGAAAUGUAUUCGAUUAAGUUCAGUGGUUUAUUUUCGUAAUUAUAUAUAUAUGUGUGUGUGUGUGUUGCAUAUGCAUGUAUUUACGUUUUAAAGGACCCCAAUGAGGUACAGUGAUAUUUUGUUAAUACCGCUGAAAUGGGCCAUCCAUAUUUUAUAUGAUGAAUACAAAUUGGAAUAUGUAUAUAUUUAAUUAUUUUAUAUUUAAAUAAAUACAAACGGACAAACAAAAGGGGGGGGGUAAUCUAUUAGUACAAUACUAAUUUUAGAAUGCUGUAAAUCGUGUCUAUAUGUGCUUUUAAUUUUUUGCAUUUUUUCCAUUCACCUUGAUAAGAACAAAGAAAAUUAGGUUAUCAUUUGAAACAUUUAAUUGAUAUUUAGUUACCGAACUGGUGGUGUCGAGAAUCUGUUUAUCUGACGGUCAGUCGGAUCAGGGUCGCCCGAGCCACUAGAAUUCGUCUCUGUGGUCUAGUGUUUAAGGCACCGGCGUUCAAAGCUGGGGCCCCGGGUUCGAUUCCCGACAGAGAUAUUUUUCCGGCAUGACCAAAGUUUUCCAAAGUGCAGAUAGGUCUGGGAACCUUGAUUUAAGCUACGUCUACUAUUGUUCUCUUCAUUCAUUUCUUUC
Lytechinus variegatus (green sea urchin) is the source of this 6144-nucleotide messenger RNA. RefSeq names its product serine-rich adhesin for platelets-like. Gene Ontology annotation, biological process: heterophilic cell-cell adhesion; establishment or maintenance of epithelial cell apical/basal polarity. NCBI's taxonomy places the organism in Eukaryota, Metazoa, Echinodermata, Echinoidea, Temnopleuroida, Toxopneustidae. Gene Ontology annotation, molecular function: calcium ion binding. The coding region runs from base 510 to 4007 and encodes 1165 amino acids. The record is from RefSeq and is a predicted model, not a curated record. The transcript has 16 exons. Gene Ontology annotation, cellular component: plasma membrane; protein-containing complex.